This is a messenger RNA of Prunus dulcis (almond), 2440 nucleotides long. RefSeq names its product KH domain-containing protein At4g18375-like. Bases 138 to 2012 code for a protein of 624 amino acids. The record is from RefSeq and is a predicted model, not a curated record. Gene Ontology annotation, biological process: regulation of gene expression. The transcript is spliced from 8 exons. Gene Ontology annotation, cellular component: nucleus; cytoplasm. NCBI's taxonomy places the organism in Eukaryota, Viridiplantae, Streptophyta, Magnoliopsida, Rosales, Rosaceae. Gene Ontology annotation, molecular function: mRNA binding.
GCAAAAACAAAGAAACAAAAAAACCUAAGGAAUCUAAAACUCAACUACUUCAAGAAUCCAAAAGGCUUCAGAGGCCUCUACCUCUGUCUUGGGCAAACUUAUCUGAUUAUAAGGAGGAAAAUCCAUUGAGAGGAAUAAUGGGUGAAACGGGUAAGCGCUAUCGUUCUCAGAGAGACCAUGAUGGGGGUAACAAGAACAAAAAGAGGCGUUUUAAUGACAGAGAGGAAAAGGGUAGUGAUGAAAUGGUUGUUUAUAGGAUUCUAUGCCCUGAUGGGGUUAUUGGAAGUGUUAUUGGUAAGAGUGGGAAAGUGAUAAAUACAAUAAGGCAAGAUACUAGAGCGAAAAUCAAGGUUGUGGAUCCGUUUCCAGGUGCUAAAGAUAGGGUUAUAAAUAUAUACAGCUAUGUUAAGGAUAAGGAAGAAGUCGAAGUUGAUGAUGAGUUUAGUGAUAGGGAACCUCUGUGUGCUGCCCAGGAUGCUCUUCUUAGAGUUCAUACUGCCAUUUCAAAUGCAUUGGCUUCUGUUGGAGAUUCUGACAAGAAACGGAGGGAUAGUAGGGAAGACUGUCAAAUUCUUGUUCCUUCUAGCCAGUCUGCAAAUAUAAUAGGUAAGGCUGGUUCGACUAUAAAGAAACUGAGAAGCAAGACGAGGACCAACAUUAAGAUUGUUGCAAAAGAUGCCACUGACCCAACACAUUCAUGCGCUAUGGACUUUGACAAUUUUCUUAUGAUAAAUGGAGAAUCCGAAGCAGUGAAAAGAGCAUUGUUUGCAGUCUCUGCAAUUAUGUACAAGUUUGCUCCGAGGGAAGAGAUUCCUCUUGAGACAUCAGUACCAGAAGCCCCUCCAAGCAUAAUUAUCCCAUCAGAUGUCUCUAUUUAUCAACCAGGUGGACUAUAUCAAAGUGCAGAUCCUAUCGUCCCUUCUAGAUCUGUACCUCCAAUUAUAGGUGCUACACAUGUUCAAGAUCUUCAGGGUUACGCGGAUACAGGGAAUACAUGGCCCAUAUAUUCAUCUGCCCUUCCUUUAGUUUCUGGUUUCAGUGUUGCCUCCCGAUCUGAGGAGUUAGUUGUGCGAGUACUGUGUCCUUUUGACAAAAUUGGUCGUGUAAUUGGCAAGGGUGGGGGCACAAUUAAAAUCAUUAGGCAGGCAAGUGGCGCUCGUGUCGAGGUUGAUGAUACCAAGGACCGUGAUGAGUGUAUAAUUACUGUUGCCGCAACAGAGUCGCCCGAUGAUCUGAAAUCCAUGGCAGUUGAAGCUGUUCUGUUGCUGCAAGGGAAGAUAAAUGACGAAGAUGAUGACUCUGUUUCUAUUCGACUUCUUGUUCCAUCUAAAGUUAUUGGUUGUAUUAUUGGAAAAAGUGGUUCAAUUAUAAAUGAAAUCCGAAAGAGAACAAAAGCUGACGUCCGUAUUUCAAAAGCUGAUAAGCCUAAAUGUGCUGAUGCUAAUGACGAACUUGUUGAGGUGGCAGGUGAACCCAGUAGUUUGAGGGAUGCACUUAUUCAGAUUGUUCUGAGGCUCCGGGACGAUGUCUUAAAGGAUAGAGAUGGUGGUCAUAACCCCUCUGGUGGUGCUGAAUCCCUGUACUCCGGUGGCACUGGUCUCUCAAUCCCAUCUGUCCUGCCUUCUGUCCCCCCAGUUACUUCAUUGGGUUAUGAUCAGAGGGCUGAAAGUGGAAGUGGCUUGGGCAUGCAUUCUUCUGGUAGCCUCUAUGGAUAUGGAUCUAUGUCGAUGGGAGAAAAUGGCUAUGGAUCCAUGUCGUCUUAUUCAUCCAAGUUAUAUGGAGGGUUGCCACCCCCUUCAACACUUGAGAUGUUAGUUCCUGCUAAUGCAGUUGGUAAGGUGCUGGGCAAAGGAGGGGCAAAUAUAGCCAAUAUUCGGAAGAUAUCAGGUGCAAUGAUAGAGAUCUCUGACUCCAAAUCUUCCCGGGGUGAUCGUAUUGCUCAUAUAUCUGGCACACCUGAACAGAAGCGUACAGCAGAGAAUUUGAUUCAGGCGUUUAUAAUGGCCCCCUAACUUCCUAGGGUACUUCUUGCUGUUUAAAGGUGAAUAGUCCUUUAAGCUAAUAUAUGUCUGGUGUGUACAGCAGAGAAUCUUGGGUAUUUCUCUUCCUAUCCUAGUCCUUUAGGUUUGGUUUUGGAGAAGGCUUCUUUUCUAGGCUUAUUCAACUUGACCUCUUCCUGAUUUUCCCACUAAAGCGGGUAUUGAGACUGAGCCAGAGGAUUCACUGCUGGGUUUAUGCUUAGGCAUGUAGCCUUCUGUCUGUCGCCGAAUCUAUUCUUAAUCUACAAUAUUAGUUCCUUUCUUUCCUGUCACAUCACUUCAUCUGGUCUUAUCUUCGCUAAUAUAAAGUUCAUCUAAUUUUUCGGUAUUGUCACACCCAAUAUUCUAUAAUUUCAUGUUCUUGCCAGUUUCAAUAAUGACCAUGAUUGUCGAUCUUAUUA